GCUCAUACUGCCACACCAAGGCUGAGUACGACGAAUAUGGUCCAGGAAUCGUGCGAAGAUUUGCCCUGCUCGGAGGUCCGGGUGGUUCGUAGUUUCUUUAGCCCAAGGGGUUUGUUUAUAAGAAUUAGACGGCGAAAGGUGUCAAAAGCUGUCAUGUACGGAAAAGCGAGGCAGACAGGAAAGCAACUAUCAUGGCCCAUCAACUACGAUGAAUUCUGCUGGCAAGCUGAUGUGAUUGCAAGUGCCCCGCGGUGUCGAUGGCCGCUACUAUAUCUUUACUUUACGUACGCGGGCUCAUAGUAGCCUCUGCGUCACCCAUCAGAGGCGGCAAGCCAAGCAUCUGCCUGAUCCGGUUUAUGAACUCUAAAUAUGCGACAACUGGAUCUCGAAAUGCGGACCCGGAUUGUGUAUCGAGGAUGAGCGCUCUGAACGUCGAGAAAUACGACCACACAACUCCCCGGCGGUUGCCUUCAACUCGACCAACGUUAACAUCACCUCGUAUACAUCCGAGUAUUCUUAGUUGCCCGGAUAUCUCUGUCAAGCGUGCGCUAUGACCCGCAAAUGGAACUCGUAUAUCCCGGUCCA
This is a messenger RNA of Pseudomassariella vexata, 585 nucleotides long. RefSeq lists its product as uncharacterized. The transcript is spliced from 3 exons. NCBI's taxonomy places the organism in Eukaryota, Fungi, Ascomycota, Sordariomycetes, Amphisphaeriales, Pseudomassariaceae. The record is from RefSeq and is a predicted model, not a curated record. Bases 258 to 554 code for a protein of 98 amino acids.